Messenger RNA from Drosophila bipectinata, 530 nucleotides. RefSeq lists its product as uncharacterized. The record is from RefSeq and is a predicted model, not a curated record. Lineage: Eukaryota; Metazoa; Arthropoda; Insecta; Diptera; Drosophilidae.
CAAUCAUGCUGGAUCCCAUUUCGGAUACCCCGCUGGUCUUGGCCUAUGCCUUCAUGUCGCUGCUGGUGCUCAUUCUGUGCUUUAUAAUGGUCAAUGUGGUCCACAAGCUCUAUCGCAGUCUCAACGACCAGACAUCGCUGGCCGCAACGAGUCCGAUUUCCACACAACAGCAGCAGCAACUAUUUCUGAAGACCUCCAUCAUGGAAGUAGACGCCAUGAAAACCGGUUAGAGGAGGUGGACGGAUGGAAUCAAGGUGCAGCUGCUGUGAGAAUCUCUCUCCAGUUUCAUUUUCGGCCGAUCGAAUCGGAUUUGGAAUCGGAAUCCGAGGCCUGCCAGCUGCACGCCCACUGCUUCGCACACAUCUAGACAAUAUUUUAAUGAUAAUAAUAUAAGCAGAAGCAAUUAGACGUAAAUACCACUAGACUUUAAGUACCGCCUGGUCUCUAGUCACUUAAUUGUUCAUAUCGUCCUAGGGUUAGGUUAGCCAUACGAUGAUAUUGUAUUGUAAAUAAAGUAAUGUGAACGAUAA